This is a messenger RNA of Paramecium pentaurelia, 237 nucleotides long. NCBI's taxonomy places the organism in Eukaryota, Ciliophora, Oligohymenophorea, Peniculida, Parameciidae. The record is from the annotation of a GenBank genome assembly.
UAUGUUUAAACAACCCUCAUAAGUGUUCCCUCAACCUUCGAAAUACACCAUUGAAAUAAUUUUUUAAUCAUCCUUUAUGAUCCCUAGAAUGUAUCAUGUAGCAAUAUUAUUUUAAUAGUUUAGAUUAAAACAAAUUUAAUAAGAAGACAAUGGUUAUGAAUAAAAGAACAUCUUUAUCAGAUUUUAGAUUCAUCAAUAAAUAUUGAUGAAUUAAUAUUCAUUUUGGGAUGAUUGAAA